CGCGUUCACAUCGCUUAUCAACGGCCCGGUAGCGCGACUCAGCGCUCGCACACCGCGGACUUUUGCCCUCUCAUUGACGGGUGAAGACGCGGCACACUCGGGGGCCGGAUAACUCGGAUAUGUUCUCCUCAAAGUCGCCUAAAAGUCCGGCUAAGUAUGCGUCCAAGUCGCCGCGCGUGUCCGCGGAGCAGAUUUGUAUGGUGGAGUGCGGAUGCGAGGACCCGGGCACCUGUGGCGUGCACGGGCCGGAGUGCGCGCCUGCGCAACAGCUGAUUGGCGUUGAAAGUGAGAAGAAAGGGCGGGACAACUUGGCCUACGAGUACGGCAGCCAAAGCGACCUCUGCGCUCCCAUCAAAACCUCCACAGAGACCUUCAAACUCCUGGGCCUGGACUUGGAGCACCCCGUCCACGGUGUAGUUGAGAGCCGUAUAUCCAGGCUGAGCGGCGUGCUAGCCGUGCGCUCGGCUUCCCCGAGCCGGCAAACCGAGGUGGACUACGUGAGCUCGCUGAUCUCGGCCCCAGAGAUCGCCCUGGAGCUGCGCAGGAUGGGCUUCGACGUGGAGUCGACGGCGCGGAUCGGCGUGGACGGCAUGCACUGCCAGUCCUGCGUGCAGACCAUCCAGGAGCAUGUUGGCGCCCUGCGGGGGGUUUCACACGUCCAGGUGUCCGUGGAGGAAGCCGCGGCGCUGGUCGUGUUUCAACCGCUUCAUGUUACGCGACAGGAGCUGAGGGACCAGAUCGAGGACUUGGGAUUCGGAGCCACUUUGCUCGCCGAUGAUGCGGACUUGAGGCAAACCGUGAGCGUUUGGAUCGCAGGGAUGACCUGCAACUCGUGUGUGCGGUCCAUCGAGGGGAGGAUCUCCCAGAUGACGGGGGUCCGCUCCAUAGGCGUGUCAUUGAAGGAUCAAAAGGGAACAAUAACCUUUGACCCGACUCUCACAGGGCCGGAGCAUCUCAGGCUUGCUAUUGAAGACAUGGGCUUUGACGCCUCACUACAAGCCCCAAUUCAGGACCAGGACCUUCUGGCUGACCCGUCGGACCCGUCGGACCAUAAAACGCAACACGACAACGGCACCGAAUUUAUUUCCUCCCCAACAAGCCAGCUAGCGAGCGCUAAAGUGCAAAAGUGCUUUAUCAGCGUGACGGGGAUGACCUGCGCCUCGUGUGUGGCCAACAUCGAGAAGACCCUGCUAAAACACAAAGGCGUCGUGUCGGUUUUGGUGUCGCUGAUGGCCGGGAAAGCUGAGGUGAAAUACGACCCAGACUUUAUCCAGGCUGCUGCUGUCACUCGGCUCAUAGUGGACUUGGGUUUUGGCGCCACUCUCAUUGAGGACAACGCAGUCACACACGGGAAACUGGAUCUCACCAUAAGCGGGAUGACGUGCGCCUCGUGCACCCACAGCAUCGAGUCAAAGAUGGCGGCCACUAAAGGCAUCACCGGCGCCUCCGUAGCCUUGGCAACCAAGACGGCUCACAUCCAGUUUGAUCCAGACGUGAUCGGACCUCGUGAUAUCAUGAAGAUGAUUCAGGACCUUGGUUUUGAGGCGGGUCUGAAGAAGGCGGGCUUCAAAAGCAACCUUGACCACGCAGAAGAGAUUCAACAAUGGAAAAACUCCUUUCUGCUCAGCCUGGUUUUCGGUCUGCCCGUCAUGGGCCUGAUGAUCUACAUGAUGGUGAUGGACAGUCAGCACCGGCAACAUGGAGGCUCCAUGCCAGAGGAGCAAAACCUGCUGCCCGGCCUCUCCAUCCUGAACCUGGCCUUCUUCCUUCUCUGUACGCCCGUGCAGGUUUUCGGAGGCAGGUACUUCUACGUGCAAGCGUAUCGCUCCUUGAAGCACGGCGCCGCCAACAUGGAUGUGCUCAUCGUGCUGGCCACCUCCAUCGCGUACGUCUACUCCUGCGUGGUCCUGAUGGUGGCCAUGGCCGAACAAGCCAGGCAGAGCCCCGUCACCUUCUUCGACACCCCGCCCAUGCUCUUUGUGUUCAUCGCGCUGGGGCGAUGGCUGGAACAUGUGGCCAAGAGUAAAACCUCGGCGGCGUUGGCCAAGCUGAUGUCUCUGCAAGCCACGGAUGCGACCGUGGUGACCUUGGGCCCCGGCCACUCCAUCGUCAGCGAGGAGCAAGUGGUGGUGGAGCUGGUGCAGCGGGGCGACGUCGUGAAGGUGCCCCCGGGGGGGAAGUUCCCCGUAGACGGGAAAGUGAUUGAGGGAAGCUCCAUGGCGGACGAGUCUUUAAUCACAGGUGAGCCAAUGCCGGUCAGUAAGAAGGUGGGCAGCCUGGUGAUUGCCGGCUCCAUCAACGCUCACGGCGCCCUUCUCGUGGAGGCCACCCACGUCGGUGCUGACACGACUUUGUCACAAAUAGUCCGACUGGUGGAAGAAGCCCAAACAUCCAAGGCUCCCAUCCAGCAAUUUGCCGACCGACUAAGCGGAUACUUUGUCCCAUUCAUCGUCUUGGUUUCCGUGGUAACGCUGGUGGCGUGGCUGGCAGUCGGAUUUGUCAACUUUGACAUCGUGAGGGAGAACUUCUCGGGUUACAACGCCAACAUUUCCAGAGCGGAAGUCAUCGUGCGCUUCGCCUUCCAGGCGUCAAUCACCGUCCUUUCCAUCGCAUGCCCCUGUUCUCUGGGUCUGGCGACCCCGACUGCGGUCAUGGUGGGCACCGGCGUCGGCGCUCAGAGCGGGAUUCUCAUCAAAGGAGGCGAGCCGCUGGAGAUGGCGCAUAAGAUCAACGUGGUGAUGUUCGAUAAAACCGGUACCAUUACCAACGGUGCGCCGCGCGUCACGCGUGUUCUGGUGCUGUGGGAGAUGGCUCGUAUGUCUCUUCGAAAGAUCCUCGCCGUGGUGGGAACGGCCGAGGCUAGCAGCGAACACCCGCUCGGCAUCGCCGUCACCAAACACUGCAAAGAGGAACUGAACGCGGAUGUGCUGGGUUUCUGCCAGGACUUCCAAGCGGUCCCCGGCUGCGGGAUCAGCUGCCGGGUUUCUAACGUGGAGCAUCUUCUUCCGCAACAGAGUGAAGAGCGUUUCUUGUUGCCGGGGGCAACCACAGAUGAGAGUAGUCUAGGUGACGCUGCCGUGCAUCCAGGUGAGGUUUUAUGUUACUCGGUCCUGAUCGGGAACCGAGAGUGGAUGAGAAGGAACGGUCACCACGUCGGAGCAGACGUGGAUGCCGCCAUGUCGAGCCACGAGGCGAAGGGGCAGACAUCGAUUCUGGUGGCGAUAGACGGCGUACUGUGCGCCAUGAUCGCCAUUGCGGACACGGUGAAGGCGGAGUCAGCCUUGGCGGUGCACACGCUCGGCAGCAUGGGCAUUGACGUGGUCAUGAUAACGGGAGACAACAAACGCACGGCGAAAGCCAUUGCCGCACAGGUUGGGAUCAGGAAGGUGUUUUCAGAGGUUCUGCCCUCCCACAAGGUGGCCAAGGUCCAGGAGCUCCAGGAACAAGGCCUGCGUGUGGCCAUGGUGGGGGACGGCGUCAACGACUCGCCUGCUCUCGCCCGUGCCGACGUCGGCAUCGCCAUCGGCACAGGCACCGACGUGGCCAUUGAAGCGGCGGAUAUCGUUCUCAUCAGAAACGACCUUCUGGACGUCGUCGCCAGCGUUGAGCUGUCCAAGAGGACGGUACGGAGGAUACGCAUCAACUUUGUCUUCGCUCUCAUCUACAACCUUGUCGGAAUUCCCAUCGCUGCAGGCGUGUUCAUGCCUGCUGGCCUGGUGCUGCAACCCUGGAUGGGCUCCGCCGCAAUGGCCGCCUCGUCCGUUUCUGUGGUUCUGUCGUCUUUGCUGCUCAGAUUGUACAAGAAAACCUCCGUGGAGUUGUAUGAGGUAAGAGCGAGAGGCAUGAUACGGAGCAUCAGGUCCUCAUAGAUCAGGUCUGGAUGGUCACCAGCACAGUCCAGCUCCUUGGACUGGACUGGACUGGACUGGGAACAACACAACAACUGCAUCUCCAGUCUGGAUUCCUGAGCAGGACUCUGCUGGAUCUUUUUACACAAUGGAGAACCUCAGCGUGUAGGAAGCAUAUAAUAUCUGUAUAUUCAUGUAAAUAAACACUUUUCAUGUAAAACCAUGUUGUACAGAACACAAUAGUAUACAUCAGAGUAUACUUAUGUAUAUGAGGUAUACUUAUAUAAUGAAGCCGAGUUAAAGGCUACAUGAAUGAAAAAUACAUAUUAUUAAAAAACAAAAAAAAUUCCAAAAA
Doryrhamphus excisus (bluestripe pipefish) is the source of this 4203-nucleotide messenger RNA. NCBI's taxonomy places the organism in Eukaryota, Metazoa, Chordata, Actinopteri, Syngnathiformes, Syngnathidae. The record is from RefSeq and is a predicted model, not a curated record.